This is a messenger RNA of Canis lupus familiaris (dog), 2683 nucleotides long. It is a transcript of the gene LSM14B, whose product is annotated as LSM family member 14B. The record is from RefSeq and is a predicted model, not a curated record. The coding region runs from base 35 to 1675 and encodes 546 amino acids. The transcript is spliced from 11 exons. NCBI's taxonomy places the organism in Eukaryota, Metazoa, Chordata, Mammalia, Carnivora, Canidae. Gene Ontology annotation, molecular function: mRNA binding.
GCGACCGCGCGGAGGCGGGCGGGCGGGCGGCGCCAUGAGCGGCUCGUCGGGCACCCCGUACCUGGGCAGCAAGAUCAGCCUCAUCUCCAAGGCGCAGAUCCGCUACGAGGGCAUCCUCUACACCAUCGACACCGACAACUCCACCGUGGCGCUCGCCAAAGUGAGGUCUUUUGGUACCGAAGACCGUCCCACAGAUAGGCCGGCCCCCCCGAGAGAGGAAAUCUAUGAGUACAUCAUUUUCCGGGGAAGCGAUAUCAAGGAUAUUACCGUGUGUGAACCCCCAAAAGCUCAGCACACCCUCCCUCAGGAUCCUGCUAUUGUUCAAUCUUCCCUGGGCUCGGGCUCGGCCUCCUCCUUCCAGCCACACGUGCCUUACAGCCCCUUCAGAGGGAUGCCACCCUACAGCCAGCUGGCUGCCAGCUCUCUGCUCAGCCAGCAGUACGCUGCUUCCUUGGGUCUAGAGAAGCUGGUGAGCCCUCCAGCCUCGGCCGCAGCUUCCAGCCCUAGUUCUUCUCCAUCUCCACAGCCCGCCUCAGAGCUUGACAUGUCCUCAGAGCCACAUCAGCUCACUUCCAAGGGAGCUGGUUUUCCAUCCGUCCCCGUCGGCAAGAGCCCCAUGGUGGAGCAGGCUGUCCAGACUGGUUCUGUUGAUAACCUGAGCACCAAAAAGCUGUUACCUGGCAAGGGCCCUGUGGGGAUGCAGCUCAACGGGCGCCCCGCCCAGCCAAGCAGCAAGACCACCAGCGAUGUAGUUCAGCCGGCAGCUGUGCAAAGUCAAGGGCAGGUGAAUGACGAGAACAGAAGACCUCAGAGGAGGAGAUCAGGGAACAGACGAACGAGGAACCGUUCCAGGGGGCAGAACCGCCCACCUAACGUCAAGGAAAACACAAUCAAGUUUGAAGGCGACUUUGAUUUUGAGAGUGCCAAUGCCCAGUUCAACAGAGAGGAGCUGGACAAAGAGUUUAAGAAGAAACUGAAUUUUAAAGAUGACAAAGCUGAGAAAGGGGACGAGAAGGACCCAGCAGUGGUGACUCAGAGUGAUGAGGCUCCUGCUGACGAAGACCACCUGGGGCCUAACUGCUACUAUGACAAGUCCAAGUCCUUCUUUGACAACAUCUCCUCGGAGCUCAAGACCAGAGGGCCAGACACACUGCUGGGCAUCGAGGGCGCAGCACAGAACAGGCUACUUCCCCACGUUCGUAUCCCGGCAGGGGAAAACAUACACACACGCCCACAUGAGAGAGAUGCCCCAGCGAACAAGAGGGAGGAGGCCGGGCAGCGGGAGGGUGAAGUUCCAGGCGGACUACGUGGGCUGAGGAGCGGAAGCUCAACACAGAGACCUUUGGGGUGUCGGGAAGGUUUCUUCGUGGCCGUAGCUUCAGGGGUGGAUUUCGAGGGGGCAGGGGCAAUGGGACAACCCGCCGCAACCCAACUUCCCACCGAGCGGGGACUGGCAGGGUGUAAGGACGCAGCCCCAGGCACCUGCGGAGGCAGCACAGAAGUGGAGCUGGGUCUGAGGCUGUUGGAAAUCGCUGCACUUACUGGGGAGACGUGGGUCACUUUGUUUACUGAGUUCGGAAAAUUUGCGCACUACUACUUAGGUUUCGGACUUAAUUGGACUUGGACAUGGUCUGAGUUAGAACCACUUGUUUUGGGGGGAAGUAUUCAUGGGUAACCUCUUUGAGGUAUCUUGGCCUGUCUUUCCUCUUUAGUUGCGCACAGCCUGAUUCUAAGGUCUUGGUAUUUUGGGAAAAGGUUUCUAGAGCAAAAGCUUGAUCCUCACUUUGUGACUUUUUUGUGACAGCUUUGACUUUUUUAAAGUGGAACCAAAUCUCAUUUGGCAAAUGUGACAGCCAAGCGUAUCUCUGUAACCCAGCUGGCCUCUGGUGCUGCUGGCCUGGCACUCCCAUUGCCACAGGUGGGGUCUCAGGAGCCAGGCAGGGCCAGCAUGGGAGCGUGUGGGGGUGGGGGGCCCAGGGCAGGGAAAGUGGGGUGUCCCACGGAUCAUGUUGUAUAAGCAAACCAGACAACCCUUACAUCCCGAGUGGCGAUGUCAAGGUUGAGGGCUGGUGGGGUUGGGGGGGAGGGGCGGGGAGACGGGGGAAUCUUGGUGGCUUAGGAAGGGGGUCCUGAACGUGAGCUAGGCACUGUUGCUCAGAGCCUGGCUUCCACAGGAACCGGGUGGGGGCCAACGUCCAGGGCCAGCCCCCCCACGGGCUCCCCAGCCUUCCCGCCCUGCCAUCCCCUGACCCAGGCCAGUCAGUGUUGGACUCUGGCCACUGUUCAGUGUCUCAUCCACUUGGAAAUGAGCCAGUCUUUUUUGCAAAGUCGGUUGACCGAGAACCUUUUUCUUCUCAACUGUAAAUAGUUGUGUUUUUGUUUUACAUUGGGUGGAGGGAGGGUGGGGAAUAUAAAUUUGUUGCAUGAGUAAAUGGGUCAGACCUUUAGUGUAAGCAUGCGCCCUUCUGCCAGAGAGGGCAUCGUGUUGAACAUAAGCACCUUGGUAACUAAACCCCUUUACAUAGCUAUAAAGGUUUUAGUUCUGUAUUGAUUCAGUUACUGUAAAAGCUUGGGUUUAUUUUUGUAGGACUUAAUGGCUAAGAAUUAGAACAUAGCAGUGGGCUGCUCUGUUGGAGUAAUGUAAAUUGUAAUUAUAAAUAAACAUGCAAACCUUUAAAACUUU